Molecule: messenger RNA, 1768 nt
Organism: Rubroshorea leprosula
Lineage: Eukaryota; Viridiplantae; Streptophyta; Magnoliopsida; Malvales; Dipterocarpaceae
Source: the annotation of a GenBank genome assembly
AAUACUACAAAAUAGUCUUUUGAUUCAUAUUUUUUUUAAUUGAACUUAUGGCUAAACUUCAUCAAUGAUCAUGCCUGUUUGAAAAGAAAAUUGUAAUGGCCAUCCUUGGAUAUAGGCAUGUGUGUUACUUUAAUUUGUGGGCAGGCUGAUGUUUGUGCCAUUGGUGCUGUGUUAGAAAAGCAUGCUGGUGAUGAAAAGCUACUGGAUUGCUAUUAAUUAACACAACUCAAACAGUCACUUUUUAGAGCAGAGCAGAAUUUCCUAUGAUGUGCAAAUGAUGUGGGAAAGAAUAGUUCUUAUGAGCUUGUUCCUUUCUAAACAAGCAUAUUUAUAUUGGUGAAGACACAACAUAUACCAGGCACAUGCAAGCCAGAGUUUAUCUUCUUGACAUCAUGCAUUUUGACGAUGCAUCUGGACUGAAGUGGAAAAGGAAAUGCUAGCUCUGGGCAGCAGAUUACAAGUGCCUUAGAGCAGAAGUAUGGUGCCUCUACUUUCAGUGGAGGAAGUGGAGAACAUGGAUUGAGGGAUCUAGUUUGGCACUCCAUGUUUGAGAAGGAUAAGAGAAAACAUAUUUAGGGUGUUAACUCCUCAGAUGUUCUCCAGGUCAAUCCAUCUCCUUUUAUUGUCUAAGGACUCAACAGAAGUUGCAUUCAAUGUUUUUCCUUCUGCCCUCGUCCUUUAAUACACCAGUUGGGAAUUUAGUGCUACCAUCUGGGAAAAAUAGGAUGGUAUAUCAUUUCUGCUAUUUAUCUGCAGGAAGUGUCAAACAUUUUUCUAUUUCGUAAGUCCUUAUCAGUUUUGGUUUCUUUAUUUUACUAUGUUUAAUGCAAAGCUUUUGUUGUCCUUCAAAUGUGAAGAGGAUUGAAAAGAAUUCUUUUGUCAAUCCAUUCUUUAUUUAUAUUUCUUUUUAUAGGUUUUGGAUGCUACAUGUUAGGGACCCACAAGGUACAAGAUGGCUUCAUCUAGAGAAGCAUUUGAAAGAAAACUGCAAGCAUAAACACAUGAUUCUUCUGUUAAACAAGUUCAGUCUCAUUUUCUAGCUGUAUUUAUAAGGCUGCGACUGCUUGUGAACACUUGUAGUUCCCCCUUUUCACUAUGAGAUUGUUUACGCUUGGGCUGCAAAGGGAUGGCUUAGAAUAUUAUCAAAGCAUUUCAUGCUUGCAUCAAUAGGUCUUUUUGCAAGGUAAGUAAUACAUUUCACUCACUCACUCUCUCUCUCUCUCUCAUACGCGCACACACAUACACAAAUGCUGGAGAAGCUACCCUUUUUUCAGUUUAAGGCAAAUGUUGAAGGAAAACCUUAAUCUACCUAGAAAAAUGUUCUAUGCAAAGUACUUUGUAUAUUUUCUGCAUUUUUAGCUACUAACUUGUAUUGACUCAACAUUAUCAUUUGUCUUUUCUUUUCUUGUUGCACACGAGGUUCUCUGUUCUCAGCUUUGACACAAUUUGCCUUCUUAACAAGUGACGACCAAGCAAUAACUGUGGGAUUUGUUGGGUAUCCUAAUGAUGGAAAGUCUUUCAUUAUUAACACAGGUCCUAAAAAUGUAAUGUGCUGCCUCUUUAUGGCUUCUUCUGUUGCAUUAUUCAUGAAAAUUUGUGUUUCUAUGCCCUUGAAUGUUGAAGAGAUAAAUGUGCCCAUCACUAUGUUCCAAACUCUAUCUAACAUGUUUAUUAACUCCUAUCUAAAAUCUGAUUUCUCUGGAUGCUUUUAAGUAUAGCACCAUAUCUGUUUGUCAACAUUGUAGCCAAAUGAAUAUCUUGCAACUGU